Molecule: messenger RNA, 435 nt
Organism: Lytechinus variegatus (green sea urchin)
Lineage: Eukaryota; Metazoa; Echinodermata; Echinoidea; Temnopleuroida; Toxopneustidae
Product: MAM and LDL-receptor class A domain-containing protein 1-like
Exons: 4
Coding region: 115-435 (106 amino acids)
Cellular component (GO): membrane
Source: RefSeq, a predicted model, not a curated record
GUUAAAAGUUCCUUGCAUAAGAUGAUCUGUUGAAUGAACAGGAAAUUGUGGAAGCUGCAUGGUUAUUUCAUAAAUUUCUUAGAAUAGAAGUGUUCAACAUAAUAAGGAAAAGCCAUGGGGAAGGCAAUCUUGAUCAGCCUUCUACUCGCUGUAAGUGUGCGGAACUCUCUGCAAGAAGGCAAUGAUGCUAACAAGGAUGAAUGGUACACGCAUAUGCCGUACUCAUCUCCAAGAAGUACAACUGACAACGAGACAACCGUCCGGACAACACCCAAAGUGGAUCAAGCUUCCAGCCAGUUUGACUGUAACUUCGAUUCAGGAUUCUGUGGAUGGACUCAAGAUAGCACAGAUUCUUUUAAUUGGAUCUUGAACCAUGGUUCUACCGGUUCACAGGAUACAGGACCAAGCUCAGAUCACACGACUGGGAGUAAGUGA